Molecule: messenger RNA, 1408 nt
Organism: Leptosomus discolor (cuckoo roller)
Lineage: Eukaryota; Metazoa; Chordata; Aves; Leptosomiformes; Leptosomidae
Source: RefSeq, a predicted model, not a curated record
UUUGCAGAUAAACCUUGUGAUUUGCCACACAUAGAAAAUGGAAAGAUUGCCCAAUACUAUUAUAAUUUCAAAAGUUACUAUUUCCCUAUGCAUAAGGGAAAAAAAAUUUCCUAUUCUUGUACGGUUGGUUAUACAACUGAAACUGGAACUCAAGAGGGAAGAAUAACUUGUACAGCAACAGGAUGGUCUCCAGUGCCACAAUGCUACAAAAAAUGUAACAAGCCUCUUCUGGAAAAUGGCUCUUUUUAUGGUACAGAAAUGUACUUCAAAAUACAUGAGAAACUGCAAUACAAAUGUAAUUCAGGCUACCACACUCCAAGUGGUGGCACUGACGACACAGUACAAUGUCAGCCAGAAGGAUGGUCCUCCCAGCCCAGCUGUACUAAAAAGUUUGAGUCGUGUCAAAUACCAAAUUUACAUCACGGCAGCUACUCCACAGCCCAACAAGAGCUUCGACUGAAUGAAACAGUGCUAUACAGAUGUGAUGAGGGAUAUCGUACCGCACAAGGAAACACUACAGAAGAAGCAGUGUGUCUAACACACGGGUGGUCCCUUACUCCAAACUGCACUAAAAUAACUUGCUCCUCUUUGAGUGCAGUAGCACAUGGAAGUUUUUAUCCUGUGAAGAAAAUCUAUGAAGAGGGAGAUGUAGUUCACUUUUUCUGUGAGGAAAACUAUUCUGUCAGUGAUUUUGACCUAAUUCAAUGUUAUGAUUUUGGAUGGUAUCCAGACCCUCCAGUGUGUGAAGAUAUAAAAAAUAAGUGUCCUCCACCACCGCUUCCUCCUUAUGCCCAUAUCAUCACAGUUAGAAGAACAUAUCGCAAUGGAGACAAAGUUCAUGUACAGUGUCAAAGUACCUUUGAAAUAAGAGGAUCUGAGGAAAUCCAGUGUGAAAAAGGAAAAUGGACAUCACCCCCUGUUUGCAUUGGAACUAUGGAUAAAUGGGAAUCUGAGGCACCAUCACCACCCGAGGCAGAUGCAGCAAUAAGGGCAAGCAAAACAUAUCGCAAUGAAGACAUGAAAAUGCAGAAAGACUGUACCUCUCCACCUGUGAUUAAAAAUGGUGUUGUUCUUGGUCCAGUAUUGAAAAGUUACCAAAAUGGUUCCUCAGUAGAAUACAGUUGUCAGCAUUACCAUUUUAUGGAUGGACCUAGUACUGUUUACUGUAAAGAAGGAAACUGGACAGAACAACCAACUUGCUUAGAACCAUGCACUCUUAAUGUAACUGAUAUGAACAGCAACAACAUAGACUUGAAAUGGAGACAGGAAGUAUUAAUAUUCCUACAUGGUGAUCUCAUAGAAUUUGAAUGUAAACAGGGAUACAAUUUUCUCCAGACUACCACUCCAUCUCCUGGGAGGACACAGUGUAACCAGGGCAGACUGAAAUAUCCAAAAUGCAUUAAGAAAG